GUAUACAUCACACAGAGAUGGAUAUCAUUUUAGUGCCUGCUGUUCCUAAUGUUUUAUUUACUCAAAUUAUGCCAUCCAGAGGACGAGAGUGCAUAUGUCUCUUUAUAUGAAAUUCCUAUUACAGAAGGACAGAAGACACAAAGUUCAGAACAACAAAUAUAGCUGUGAUGGUAGGUUUAAAAUCCAGAUCGUUUUUAUGACCAUAUUGUCCCGUCAGUCACCCUUUUAACAACCAUCGCUAUAAAACAAACGUCUGCUGUGUUUCUGUUGCCUCUUGACCUCAUAGCACCCAGCUCAUUGCCCAUUGUAAAAAAACUGAGAGCGACCAUAUAAGGUUUGAUCAGCAGAUCACUUGCUCUUCUACUUGUCCAUUAUCCACUGACCAAAGCCACCACUUGUAUUCUUGCACAAGCCAAGAAUACAAGUGACCGUAACUGUGGGCACCUCAAAAUAUCCGUCUUCUCUGCCAUACCUAAUGUUUUGAUACUUGUAAAAGUUGGUUUUCUUGGUGAGGCAGCUGGAUGAGUUGUGUAAGUGUCCUCACAUGGCAGGAUGAGUGGCGUAAAGUGCUGACAUAGAUUUCCUGUCAGGAUGUAGUCACAUGGGGAGGUGGAACUACUUUACACUUCAUAAAGCUGUGGAGGAAUCAAAGAGUAAGGGGGAGCAGCAGAGAGGUAGGGACAUCUUAUUUUACAUAUUUCACUGAAGUAGAGCUGUGGCUUUGAUUUAGGCAGAUACCUUCUGUAAAGACUUUUCACAGUGAAAAGUGUUACUUCUGAGGAACUUCUCUGCUUGCUGGUGAGCUAUUACUUGAGUAACACUUGAUGCGAGUUGCACAACCAGAGUAAAACAUUAAUACAUUUCUGCAAUGGCUUUUAAAGCAUUCACACAAACCCAUGUCUAUGAAAGGCAAGAAGCCCCAAAAGAAAAGGACAAAUUCAGCAUUGAAUGCCUUGAGUGCUACGAUCGAAAUGUGUAUAUGGGGACCAAAUAUGCAACAGUCCAGCACCUCAUCCUACCAAGCAGCACAAAUGGAGAUCUGAGUCCAGGACAAAGCAAAACCAGAGAAGGUAGGGCAAGGAAACUAGGCUCAAGCAACCCAGUUGCCCAACUGAGGGUAGUCCCACUUUUCAACCAUCUGCUGGUCCUCUGGGACCGGAGCGUUACUGCCCUCAACAUGUUCUCCUUAGAACCUGUUCCUGCUUUGAAGAAAAUCCAGCAUGUGUCUUUGUUUGAAGUGUGCGACUCAUCGCUCACAGCUCAGGCAGAAUAUGUGGAGAUGGUGACUUCCUCCAGCCGCAGGAAGGUGAUCCGGGUCCACGUGGUGGGAGUGGACAGGUGGGAGGUUGUGAAGGAAGUCCCUCUGCUUCAGGAUCCUGUGGCCUUGGCAGUAGAUGGCACCAGUCUGUGUGUAGCUACCUGCGACAGGUAUCUCCUCUGUGAUGUCAAGACUGGGAACACAGAGGAGCUUUUCCCCCACAGUCGCAACAGGCAGCGUGUUAUUGUUACCUCAGCGGGACCAGGGGAAUUCCUCCUGAAUGGGCCUGAAUCUUUGGGCAUGUUUGUGAUGAAGACAGGGAUUUGCCAGCGCCCUCCCCUGCAGUGGCCUCUGGAGGUGCUGGCAGCCGAAGUAUGUUUCCCUUACGUCCUCACCCUGCAGCCUCAAGUGUUGUCUGUUUACAGCAUGAUAGAUCAGCAGCGCAAACAGACUGUGAGUCUCCAUGGAGCAAAGGGUCUGCUCUCCACAUCAGAUGGCGUGUUAGUGUUCACAGAGAGAGACAUUUUCAGCCUGAGUCUGGUGCCAUUCAAAGAGCAGAUCCAGGCACUUGUAGGACAAGAGAGGGUCGAGGAGGCAUUACUGCUGCUGGAUGGAGUUCAAAGCAGUUGUCCACUUGACUCAUACAAGGAGCUGCAGAAGGCCAUCGCUUGCUUGGCUGGAUUUGUUCAUUUUUACCAGGAGGGUUUUUCCGAGGCCAGAGAUCUAUUCAUUAAAGGUGAGUUGGACCCCAGAGAAAUCAUCCGCCUCUACCCAGACAUGCAGUCGUGUCUCAGCGAGGACUUUCAGUCCCGGCUUGACCGAGUGAACAAGGGCAGGGAUCUCCAGGUGCUCUGGCAAGAGGAAAGAGACACAUUUCAUCAUUACCUGGCCUUCCUGGGAGAUUUCCUCAGAGCAGUCAGAGGGACGGAGCAGGACCUGAAGUGUGCUACGGAGGUGGACUGCGCCCUCCUGUGGCUGUACGCAGAACUGGGAGACAGUGAAAAUCUGCAGCAGCUUGUGACAUUUACCAACGAAUGCAGCCUGGAUCAUUGUGUUCCUGUUCUGGAGAAACACAGCAGAUUUUUUGCUUUAGGUUCCCUGUAUCAAAGUCAUGGGAAGCAAACUGAUGCAAUAAAGACUUGGGUGAAGAUUGCAGAGGGCCCCAACAAAGACCCUUCUUGCCCAGAUGUAUAUGGCCAUAUAGUGUGGACUCUGAGUCAGCUGGAAGACAGAGAUGCUGUGUGGACAUUUGCAGACUGGACUCUGCAAAGAAACCAAGAGAUAGGUGUGCAGAUUUUCACCAAGCGUCCACCAGAUGAUCGACUGGAGACACAAGAUGUCCUUGUUUGCUUGGAGAAGUACCCACUGGCGCUGGUUUUGUAUCUUGAGUUCUUAAUCCAAGAUUUGAGCAGUGAGGAGGAGAGACAUCACAACCGUCUGGCUUUGGCAUAUGUUACUCAGACUCUGCAAGAAGAAGAGGAAACAGAUUUGAGGCCGACCAGAGGGAAGCUUCAACAGCUGCUAUGGGAAUCCAAAUUCUAUGACGUCUCCACUGUAUACGAGAGAGUCAAGUCAACAACCCUGCACACAGAGAAAGCCAUUCUCCUCGGGAAGACGGGGGAACACUCCCAGGCUCUGCAGGUGCUUGUUCACCAGGAGCAAGACCUCCAGGCUGCAGAGGCCUACUGCUGCAGGGCUGCCCAGGGCCGGGACACUCAGUUCAGGCAGGCCUUACUGCUCACCCUGCUCCAAAUCUACCUGGGCUCUGAGGAUUUUACCAACACUGCGGUGGAUCUGCUCAACAACAACCCUCAGGUCUUUGCAGCUGAGAAGGUCAUCCAGCUCCUGCCUGACUCCUGGUCUGUUCAACUAGUAUCUCAGUUCUUAGUUGGAUCCGUCAGGGAGACCUUCCACCAGAGACGGAUGGCGAUGCUGCAAAAGGCGCUGGCUCAGGCGGAGCUCAUGAGGCACAAGGUCACUUGGAUGCAGGCCUCAAAAACAAAGGUCGGACUGGACAAGGAGCAGAAGUGUAAGGUUUGUCAAAGAGACCUUGCAGAGCCACAGUUUGCCUGUACCCUGCAUGGCGAGGUGAUGCACACCACCUGCGCUGAGUCGUAAAGACACUGAUAAACCAGCCUGUGGCCUGUUCAUGCACAUAUGUGUGUCUCUUCACACUUGACAAUCACGUUCAUUUCUAGUCGGAUAAGUGUCUGCUUCCUACCUGAUAAUUUAUCUAGAUUAGACUGUGUCAUCUAGGAAAACUCUUGACAAGGAUUCAAUUCAUGGACCUUGGACCAGACACGUUCCCUAAUUAGAAAAAGAAAAUACAUUGUGUAAAUAACUGGUUUCAAAAUGCAAAAGAGCAUGCAGUGCACUUUUUCAGGGCGGCGUGUCUGAGCUAUUUCCUAGAGACACUGUAGACAGCAAUAGCUAUAAAGUGAAUUGUGGAGGACACUCAGGGAUAUAUAUUCACUGAUCAGACAGUGGUGUUUCACAUGGAAACCACCCGUGGUCACCCUGAUGACCAGAGGGAAUUUGACCAUCCUCCACUGCUGUAUAUAUGCAUCCCCACCAUCAUGGUUUCCACUGACUGUGUAUAUUUGUCUGCAUACAGCUGGAAAUAGAAAGUCAACAUGCUGCACGUGAGAGACUUUUCUUAUUCCAUCUGUACAUUAAUUUACAUUUAUGACCAAAAAAUAAAAACAAAACAAAACAAACAAAAAAACCCACAAUUAUAGGUUUAAAACUGAAAAGCAAAAAGGUCGAGGAAGUGCAGAGUUUUGGGUCAUUUCUGUUAUAAACUAAUUUUACAAGCAACUAAAUGACAUGUCUGUGCUUUGCAUGGAAUAUGAAAUCAGAGGCAAUUUUAACCAACAUCAUCCCUAUAUCAUUAGGGAACAUCACAGACAUGUGUUGAAAAUAAUAACACACAAACUCCAGCGUGUCCGCAUGUACAGUAUGGAAAUCUUGCGAAUAAACUUAAACACAUAUCAUUAAAUCGGAUGACACCGGACUCAAGAUAUAUUUGUCUUUUUCUGUCAGAAUUUAGUCAUUAAGGCUAACCAUAACUGCAAGUGCUUCUUUAUCCUGAUGCAUUUUGGGACACAAGUUAAGGAGACGCCUAAGGGGGCUGGAACAGUGACUUGGCUGGAUUGCUUGUGAGUUUUUGGCCUGGGGGGAGUGACUAAUUGCAAUGUAGAUAAAUAGUGAAUUAUGAGCAUGUUGGAUGGGAUUAUCUCUUUGUGAUGCCCUUGCCAAGAUUUUUUCUUCCUAAUGAGGCGUUUGUGGGAGUUUCCCAUCAUUCUCACUGAGUGUCUAUAAGGCAAUGGAGAGUUGUGUUCAUUGAAUGUUUCACAGUGUGGGUGUUAUGAAGCCUUUGGGGAGUGUAACUAGGAUUAAGGUUUAAAAGAAAGCUACAAUUGACUUGGUAUUUAUCACUUUGAGUGCAUACAUUUUACCUCUGAUUCCUAUAAAUAGACUGAAUCAUAGGUCAGAAAACCUCAAGAAAGCUUUCUUCCUAGCUUUUUUUUCUUUUAUGUGGUUGCAGGAAAAUUGCCACGUCCACUCCUCCAUAUCAGCUCCUUGUAAUUUUGAUAAUGUAGGCAUUUCAUUUCACUAUACUGUUCAGUCAUUGUAAGCACUGCUGGAUAAACAGCUGAAAAGUAUCACUGCAAAGAAAAACAGCAUCACCUCAUUUUCUUUUACUUGAUUUAAGAUAUGAAGGGAACCUCUCACAGUUUAUAUGGACUGGCUGCGAGGGCUGCUGCUGUGUGAUUGGCUGAGCUUUGGGCCGUGCCUGAUGACCAUUGACCACAGGAUUAUGUCCACUCCUUCCCUCUCUCGGACAUCCUCAGGGAACAUUAAUGUUGUUUUGAACACUUGAGGUUAUGCUGCGCCUCAAAAACGUUUUUCUCAUCUUUGAUGUUGACCAACAGCCAUAAGUAACCCAAAGGUAAAAAUAAGCAGACACAAGUGCAAAUAUACUUUCUUCUACCUAAAUACCUAAACAAUUUAGUGCAUUUAAAGGAUUUUUUAAAAACCUUUCUCUUCUGAUGCAUCAAGAUGCUUCUCCCUUGUAAUCUGGAGUUAAGUGCCUGAGUAGGCCUGGACUCUGGAUCACUGCAAGGUGCCCCGGGGUGCUAUGGGGUGCUGGCCAGAUGGUCAUUUUACACAUGAGGGGAAUGGAAUGGAUGCAAAAAUCAACAGUUAUAAAGGAAAGUAUGGUGGGCAUCCAGACUUUGGUCUCCCAUUAUAAAUAUCCAUGCCGCCACAGAGUCAGUACUAGGAGGAGAAAACAAGAACAUUUUCUUCUUGUGCUUUUCUAAAUUUAAAGGAAAAAAUGCCGACUGUCUGGAGGGUAGGAUGUAAUUGUUUACAUGUUAACAUAGUUUUAUAUGGAGUGUGAAGGACACGGUUGGGUUGUGAGAUGCAAAGGGCCUUUUUGCCUUUACAGUAUGUUUUUGAAAUCUUCUGUUUUGGGGUCCCCCUUGAACAGCUCAAAAAAUGUACUUUACCUUUUGUACUUCACGACACGAGUAUUGAUCGACUGUGAUUUUGAACAGAUUUUCAGAACAGAAGUCUUCUACAGAAAAUGAUACAUUUUGCCUCUAUUUAGGGUCUCAAAGACAACUAUACAUGGUUUAAUACAAUUACUUUUUAUUUACUCUAUGUCUGUGAGUUUUAUAGUUGUUUGAUUAUAAGAGGUCUAAAAGGGAGUUAGACCUCUCUGGGGUCCGAAUGACUUUAAGUAAGGUCACUGUGAAGAACUUUUUUUGCAUGUAAAAACAUUUUGUCAAGCAAAAUGAAUAUAUAUUUGUACAGUGAGAUCCCAUUUUACAUAUAGAAAGUAAUGAAAUGUUCCCUUAUGUGGUGUAAUAAAUCAGCUUCAUAGUCAUUUCUGUAUUUUUGUCACACUCAUCAAAUGUACAAGCUCAGGGUUAUUGCUUUACGGAGAGGGUUACCAACUCAGUGCUUUUCUACAUAUUGAGUUUUAA
Molecule: messenger RNA, 6252 nt
Organism: Seriola aureovittata
Lineage: Eukaryota; Metazoa; Chordata; Actinopteri; Carangiformes; Carangidae
Product: transforming growth factor-beta receptor-associated protein 1
Exons: 11
Coding region: 869-3376 (835 amino acids)
Biological process (GO): endosomal vesicle fusion; autophagy; vesicle-mediated transport
Cellular component (GO): membrane; cytoplasm
Source: RefSeq, a predicted model, not a curated record